Corythoichthys intestinalis (scribbled pipefish) is the source of this 7414-nucleotide messenger RNA. It is a transcript of the gene tmcc2, whose product is annotated as transmembrane and coiled-coil domain family 2. The coding region runs from base 125 to 1567 and encodes 480 amino acids. Gene Ontology annotation, biological process: amyloid precursor protein metabolic process. The record is from RefSeq and is a predicted model, not a curated record. Lineage: Eukaryota; Metazoa; Chordata; Actinopteri; Syngnathiformes; Syngnathidae. Gene Ontology annotation, cellular component: endomembrane system. The transcript is spliced from 5 exons.
GAUAGGAGCGGGGUGGGGUGGGGGGCUCAGGGGGAGGUGAGGAGAAGAGGAGGAGGAGGAGGAGGAGGGGGGCUCCAGGAGAAUGGGCCUGGAACGCAAACAGUCCAAAUUGGAUUAAAGCAGUAUGCUGGACAAGAGCGAGGCGACAACUCUCAGCCUCCCCUCCACCGCCAGCCAUGGAGGCUCAGACAGCAACAUUAGCGCAGAGGGCGCGGCGGGCUCAGCGUCCGGCGGCACUGAGGGCGGCGCGGGAUGCGGCGAGCCCCAGCGAACCCGGGCGGCUCUGGAGCACCUGCAACAGAAAAUCUUGAAGGUGACCGAGCAGAUCCGGGUAGAGCAGGAGGCCCGUGACGACAACGUUGCCGAGUACCUUAAGUUAGCCCACAACGCCGACAAGCAGCAGGCAUCCAGGAUCAAGCAGGUGUUUGAGAAAAAGAACCAAAAGUCAGCACAGACCAUUGCACACUUGCACAAGAAGCUAGAGCAUUACCACAAGAAGCUAAAGGAGAUAGAACAGAAUGGACCGGCCCGGCAGCCCAAGGAUGUCCUGCGUGAUAUGCAACAAGGACUGAAGGACGUGGGGGCAAACGUUCGUGCAGGGAUAAGCGGUUUCGGAGGCGGCGUGGUAGAAGGGGUUAAAGGAGGAGUGUCGGCCCUCACUCACACCGCCGUGGUCUCCAAACCCAGAGAGUUCGCCAGUCUCAUCAGGAACAAGUUCGGCAGCGCGGAUAACAUUGCCCACCUCAAGGACACGCUGGAAGACGGAGUCGGCGGCCACCCCGACGACACCCCGACCCCACGCGCCCUCAGUGGAAGCGCCACUUUGGUGUCCAGCCCAAAGUACGGCAGCGACGACGAGUGCUCCAGCGCCACGUCCGGCUCCGCUCCAGGCAGCAACUCUGGUGGGGUGGGAGGAGGUGGUAUGUUAGGGCCCACGAUGGGGAGUCCCAGACUGGACGGACACCACCACCACCACCAUCACGUGCACAGCUCGUGGGACUCGCUCCUCGAGGGCUUGCAGGAGAUCAAAGCCAGCCAGGCACACAUGGAGGACACCAUUGAGGACAUGAAGGGCCAGCUGCAAAGCGACUACUCCUACAUGACGCAGUGCCUGCAAGAAGAGAGAUACAGGUAUGAACGACUAGAGGAGCAACUAAGCGACUUGACAGAACUUCAUCAGAAUGAAAUGAGCAAUCUCAAACAGGAACUGGCCAGCAUGGAGGAGAAAGUGGCUUACCAGUCCUAUGAGAGAGCAAGAGACAUUCAGGAGGCAGUGGAGUCGUGCCUGACUCGCAUCACCAAGCUGGAGCUUCAGCAGCAGCAGCAGCAGGUGGUCCAGCUGGAGGGCGUGGAGAACGCCAACGCCCGCGCGCUGUUGGGCAAGCUUAUUAACGUCAUCCUGGCGCUCAUGGCAGUACUACUGGUGUUCGUGUCCACGUUGGCCAACUUCAUCACGCCGCUGAUGAAGACACGGGCACGGGUGGGCGCCACUGUCCUGCUCACAGUGUUGCUCUUCGUUCUGUGGAAGCACUGGGACUUUUUGGAGCCCUGGCUUCUGCCCAGCUGAGCUGCACCGAGAAGGGAACUAGAGCAGUACGUGCUCCCGGUGGGUUUCUUUUUUAACCCUUGUGCCCUCCUAAAAUCUAUCCUUCUGACACCUUUGUGGGUUUUUCUUCUGCUUGUUGUUAAACAAAAACACUCAAAAAUUAACUCUUGCUUAAAUUUACCAAACAUCACAUUUUGUUGUUGGCAUCUGGUGCCAGUUGUCCCUACUUUUUGAGGGCCUGCGGCACAUACAGUACAAUAAAUGGGCCAAGAACAAGAGUGGGCUAACUACGUAUUUGUCAUCUUUGCAUUGAGGGCAGAAACAAUUGGAAAAAAGGCAUAUCGUUCAGAUAAAUCCAGGUCCUAAACCUGGACUUAAAGCACUAUUGCACUAUUGGGCUGAAGCUUAAAAUUGCUUUCUUGCAAAAUGACCAAAAUGGAGCUGGCCGACUGUAUUUCUCAUUUGCCAGACCAAUCUGAACACAGCGUCACGCCAAGUAAAACACACUGAAUUUUGGGAAAAAACAUUUCCGCUACCAAAAUGUUGGCCAAAUCAGAACAAAAUGAGAAAAAUGCACAAAAAUGCCAAAGGAGGGCACAAAGUUUAGGAGGCCUGCCACAGAAUGUGAGCUGCUUAUUUUCCUAUCGGCCUGAUGAUUAGACAAACCGCACGACAAGAUGGACAAAAUAACAUCCUGCCAAGCAUCUCAUGUCCGAAUCUCUGACCUUCUCUCAGUGUGGAUGACCAACCAUGGAUUAUCACUGCUGUCACCAAAAACAUCAUCUUAUUUUUCUAAAGUUACUUUUAGGAUCUUUGUUUGUUUGUUUGUUUUGCCUUCAUUUACCAGGUCGGUCCUGUUAAGAUGAGGGUAUCUCUUUCCAAGGAAAGCCUGGCUAAGACAUCAUGUUAAAACGGUUUCAACAACAUUCACAAAGUAAUAAAAUAAGGCUAAAACAGAAAUGCACGGUCGUCAGGAAAAUACAGGUAAAUUACAGGACUGUCGUUUUAAAAGAGAGCAGUGGUACAAUAUUCUAAGAGAAGCCAGUUCCUUGAAUUUUAAAGGUCCUUGAAGCAAAAUUCAAGCAGCAGGUCCAGAGAGAAUCAACGAGCACUGGCCUAAUUUGAACUAACAUUGUGAACAUUGAGCAGAAAUAAGUGCAGCCUGUCACAAACCUCAGGGCACCAAAUUAUAUGUAGUCCAAGGAUGUGGAUAUGCAUCGACUCCACCAUCAGUUGACAAGACAGCUCCCACUGACAUUGUGCCACACCUUCCUGUAGGGGGCCGACGCAGGCAGAAUGUUGAGUUGGCUUUCACUGUGGUAAAUUCAAACACAUGCUGCAUUCUAACGCCGGAUUUAGGUGGAAAUAGGACAAUGGUUUUACUGCAUACAAGCAGCAGGAGUAUCUCAAGAGUGAUUUGGUUGAGGAUUCAAGGUAAUUAUUAUAUUAAACAGCACCAUGCAUGCACGUUGAAACGUAAAAAAAAAAAUCAAUGGAUAAAAUUAGUGUAACUUUGGCUUUAAAUAUUUACGUAAAAUGAAUGAGAACUGCCUGUUUUUUGCUUUUAACCAAGAAUCUAGACUGUUCUACGUUAAUAUCUAUAGAAAUUCAGUGAUUUAAGCAUUUAUUUACAAGAAUUUUCAACUUAAGAAGCUCUUUUUUUUUCGUGAUGGCCGCCAUGUUGGAUUACACAAUACCGUAAUUUUGGCUUGAAACAUUUACGUAAAAUGAACGAUAACGGCCCGAUUUUUUGCUUUUAACCAAGAAUCUAGACUGUUUUACGUUCAUAUCAAAAGAAAUUCCGCAAUUUAAGCAUUUAUCUACAAGAAUUUUCAACUUAAAAAGCUCUUUGUUUCGUAACGGCCGCCAUGUUGGAUUACGCAAUACCGUAACUUUGGCUUGAAAUAGUUACGUAAAAAUGUACGAUAACUGCCCGUUUUUUUUUGCUUUUAACCAAGAAUCUACACUGUUUUAUGUUAAUAUCUAUAGAAAUUCCGCGAUUUAAGCAUUUAUUUACAAGAAUUUUCAACUAUGAAGCUCUUUGUUUUGUGACGGCCGCCAUGUUGGAUUUUGUAUCUCUACACAAUAGCGGAAUUCAACCUGAAUAAGUUGUGAUUGUAGAUAGAAAAAUGCAAAUUUUGUUCUUGUUGUGUAAAAUUAAGAUGAUUCUGCAGGAUUUCCUCAAGUAUUGUUUUUCAUGUGAAAAUUUUGUGAUUUAUUAGCUGUUGAAAACCAACAACUAAAAAAAAAAAAAAAAAAAAGUUGCUUUUUGGGCAGUAACUCAUAUAAUAUGUCAAAUAUUGCUAUUGAUCCUGAAAAUCUAGGUGAUUAUCUCUGCAUUUGGUGAUUUUCAUGCAUUUAGCCAUUUUAAGUUUUGUUAUAUAUAAAAAAAAAAAAUACGGAUUUUAUUAGGGAACGACUUUACAUUUUUUUUAUGUCGCUGUUCAUGAAGACUCAUACUGUAUAUGCCGAAGGGAGGUUCCUGUUUUGGUUUUAGGCCGCGAGCAGCUUUGGUUUUGAAAAUAUUUGAAUUUUAAGUAUUUUGAAAUAGGCCCCCUACGGAUCGGCCCCGAGCCCUGUGUCCCGUCAACUGAUAGUGAAGUCCAUGGGAUAUGUUUCCAAGGCAUCACAAAAGCCAAGCGUAGGAAGGAUGGUGGCAGUGAUCAAUAUUUGUGUGGCAGCAAAGGAGUAGCAAUACUAAAAGAUAUCCAGUUUGAAUUUUUUAAUCAGGGCUUCUACAUGAGUUCUAAAAUAAUCGAUCAAUUAAAACAACCAUGUAUUUAAUAAAAAUGAACACUAAUUUAACUGUGUUCAAUUGUCAGGAGAACACACUGGGAGGUGCCAUUAAAAAAAAAAAAAAAAACCUUUUUAGUUUUGGAAACGUUAAAAAUAAGUUUUACCUCCGUAAAAUGAUGUUCCACGAGAUUAAAGGAAAUAGUCAUGGGCUUCACCAUGAGUGGGACUACAGCAAUAAAUGAUGAUGUUUUCAUUUUAAAAAAAUCAAAUAUUGCAUCGGGUUUAGGUUCUGCUAAGCAAAUCUGCAUAAUAUUAAACAAAAUUGGACUUAAGUUUGAACCAUGGGGUACGCCAGAAGAAACUGUCUUCAAAAUACAGUGGUACCUCGACAUAUGACUGCAUCGACACAUGAUGCAACAUCCGACGUAAAGUUUGACUCGUCAUUUGUCUCGAGAUAUGACGACAUGCUCGAAAUAUGACAAUUUCAGACAGCGUCGCAGCGCGGCAGAUUUUCUUGUGAGAGAAAUCAACAUUGUACCCAAGAAAAUUAGUGCAGGUGAUAAAAAAGGGAAAAGGUAACACUUACCUUUGAAUGUAAGAAGGAAAUGAUACAAAAAUAUGACCGUAUGAACUGGCUCGACAAUACGGUUGGAAUAAUGUAUGUCUACGAUCUGACGGUCCUACUCCUCUACCACCACCCGCCAUCUCCAACUUCCAUUCGCCAGUCUCUAAAUUAAGGUGACAACGCUUUUUAUUUCCAAUGUAUUAUUAUUGUUCCAAUUUGUAUUUAUAAUGUUUUUGUUUUGAUAUGUGAAACUGCUAUUUAUAUUUGUACCUUCAGUAUUUAUUAAGGAUAUAGCGGAGGUUUUUGGGCUGUGGAACAAAUUCAUCGAUUCUAAUGUAUUCUUAUGAGAAAAUCCUGCUCGACAUACUGUACGACCAUUUCGACCAGGCCUUGGAACGAAUUAAAUUCGUAUGUAGAGGUACCACUGUAUUUGUAUUGCAUUCCAUUGAAUGAAUAAUUUGUAAAGGAAGGAGAAUUUACUUUACAUGCAGUCUUUACAUAAUUCAACAGAAUCCCAAUUAUAAUGCCAUAAUUCAUGAAGGAAUGCUUGUUUAGAUUAAGGAACCUUGACAUUUCUGACCACUUCACACACUCCUAUCAUGAGCAAAGAUGCUGCCAUAGAAUACCUGUGGAGGUUUAGAUGUAUCCUUAAACUCAAUAGGUGUGCUAUGUGCUGCAGUAACAGGGACAACAUUUAACUGUAUACCAGAAAUCAGAUGUAGAUGAAACAGGAGGUAUCGUUUCCUAAUUAAAUCUAGAUUGCUCUGAGGCUCCUUUUGUACAGAGUAAGAUGGUUGCAGGUAGCACAAGAGACUUUUUCUGUCAGGACAAUGUUCCAGGGGAUGAAAACAAGACAAACAAGGACGGACAGUCUCUAAGCAGAACUGGAUUAAAGAGGCCCACCUUCAGGUGGAAGCUUAUUCAGGAGGAAAUGUUUUUCCCCUCAUGAAUGUUUAUGUGCUCAUCAUGCAUGUCCUCAUGUGUGCACUGAAACCAGCUGACAUUUCAAUUAAUGAUAAUAUGGAUUUCACUCUAUGCCAGAGAUAAGUUCACUGGACGCUUCAUUGGGUACACCUGCACAAUAUGGUAUCUUAACUAGAAGUCAAGCGUUAUGGGAUUUCCAAAAGCUGAUGCCAAUACCACCCUUAAAAAAAAAAACAAAAAAAAACAACUGCCAAUUGUGAUAUCUAAAACUGAUCUUGAGUGAUUCGAUGCCAAUAUAAGUUUUUUUUAAGCAGUGACUUUUAAAGGCAAUUGAAAUAUUAUAUAUAUAUACUGUAUACACACACACACACACACUGAUGAGCAGAAGUAUUUGCACCCCUUGUGAUUUUGCAAGUUCACCAAUUUAGAAAGUAGGUAGAGGUCUGAAAUUUAACUUAUAGAUGCAUAUCCACUUAUAGUGACAUAAUCUUUAAAAAAAUACGUAACUCACAUUGAAUGAUUUUUCAAUAAUUUAUUUGUAAUUUACUGGGGUUCAUAAGUAUUUGUAUCCUUGAGAAUCAGCAAUAAUUAUGACACUCAAAGAGUUGUCAGUCUAUCUUAAAAAAAGUCCCCCUUUACCCCAUGAGUAACCACCAACCCACCCGUUUGAGCUCAACAUUGUCACAUGUGCACCCCACAGUCAGUCAUAAUCCAACUGCUACCAUGGGCAAGACCAGAGAGCUUUCGAAAGACACUAGAGAAAAAAAUGUUGAGCUCCACAAAGCUGAAAAAAAGGUUAUGGAACAAUUGGAAAUCAGGUUUAUGAGAAUAAAUCAACAGUUGCAGCAAUUGUUAGAGAAUGGAAAAGGCUAAACAGGACUGAUAAUCUACCUCAGAAUGGGGCUCCAUGUUAAAUCUCUCCUUGUGGGUUAUCCCUCAUGAUGCAAAAAGUGAGGGCUCAGCCUAGAACUACAUGACAGGAUUUGGCCAAUGACCUGAAGGGAGCUGGAUGCACAUCUUCAAAUGCUAAUGUCAAUAGAACACUACGGUGCAAUGGUUUAAAAUCAUGCAUUGCUCAGAAGGUUCCCCUGUUGAAGCCAGUACAUGUGAAGGCCUGUCUGAAGUUUUCCAGGGACCAUCUGAGUGAUGCAGAGGGGUCAUGGGAGAAAGUCAUGUGGUCAGAUGAGACCAAAGUAGAACUUUUUGGUGCAAACUUUACCUGUUGUGUGUGGUGGAAAAAGAAGGUUGAGUAUAAUCCCAAGAACACCAUCCCUAGUGUGAAGUUUGGGGAUGGAAACCUCAUGUUUUGGGGCUGCUUUUCGGCAAAGGGGACAGGACAACUGUACUGUUAAAGCAGAGGAUGAAUGGUAAAAUGUAUCAUCCGAUUUUGAGCCACAACCUCCUUCCCUCAGUCAAAGACUUGAAGAUGAGUCGUGGCUUGAUCAUCCAACAUGACAAUGAUUAGAAGCACACAGCUAAGCUGACCAAGGAGUGGCUGAGUAAAAAGCACAUCAAGGCUCUGGAGUGGCCCAGCCUGUCUCCCGAAAAUAGAAAUAGAAAAUCUUUGGAUUGAGCUGAAACUUCAUUAUUCUCAACGACAGCCCCAAAACCUGACAGAUCUAGAGAAGAUGUGUGUGGAGGAA